GCUAUUCAUUUUCUACACUAAGCUUCCAGGAAAGGUCUUUCGAUUUGGGGAGUUUGUGACAAGCAGCAUCAUGACGUCCUCCAUACAUGAUCUUUCAGAUAAUUGCGAGAAUGAACAACCACAAAAGCAGUCAGAGAUGCAAAGCCGAUCUUCAUCCCCUGCAGCUGAAUUGUCUGUUCCUGGGACUGUGCCACCAGACAUGCACUACUUGAUACCUUCUCAACUUGGAAAUGCUGAUGCAAUGGCGCAAACAGCUUACCCUUAUCCAGAUCCUUACUACAGGAGCAUUUUUGCACCCUAUGACGCACAACCUUACCCUGCACAACCUUAUCCAGCACAGUCAAUGGUUCGACUUCAGUUGAUGGGAAUUCAACAAGCUGGUGUUCCUCUACCAUCAGAUGUUGCGGAGGAACCUGUUUUCGUUAAUGCAAAACAGUAUCAUGGCAUCUUGAGGCGCCGACAAUCUCGUGCAAAAGCUGAAUCAGAAAAUAAACUUCUAAAAUCUAGGAAGCCCUACUUGCAUGAAUCUCGGCAUUUGCAUGCCCUGAGAAGAGCUAGAGGGUGUGGGGGUCGAUUUAUGACUGCAAAGGAAAAGGAUGAAUCUGAUGAUAAGUCGAAGGCAAUCGCUAAUACUGACUCCAACAAAAUUGAGGUUACUUCUUCAGAAAAUGCUUCUUGA
Solanum verrucosum is the source of this 679-nucleotide messenger RNA. RefSeq names its product nuclear transcription factor Y subunit A-7-like. Gene Ontology annotation, biological process: regulation of transcription by RNA polymerase II. Gene Ontology annotation, molecular function: RNA polymerase II cis-regulatory region sequence-specific DNA binding; DNA-binding transcription factor activity, RNA polymerase II-specific. The coding region runs from base 71 to 679 and encodes 202 amino acids. The transcript has 6 exons. The record is from RefSeq and is a predicted model, not a curated record. Gene Ontology annotation, cellular component: CCAAT-binding factor complex. NCBI's taxonomy places the organism in Eukaryota, Viridiplantae, Streptophyta, Magnoliopsida, Solanales, Solanaceae.